Molecule: messenger RNA, 6565 nt
Organism: Osmia lignaria (orchard mason bee)
Lineage: Eukaryota; Metazoa; Arthropoda; Insecta; Hymenoptera; Megachilidae
Product: F-BAR domain only protein 2
Biological process (GO): clathrin coat assembly; clathrin-dependent endocytosis
Cellular component (GO): plasma membrane; clathrin-coated vesicle; clathrin-coated pit
Source: RefSeq, a predicted model, not a curated record
AUGACUGUGGAUUUCGCCGAUUACUUUUGGGGCGAAAAGAAUAAUGGAUUUGACGUGUUAUAUCAUAACAUGAAGCAUGGUGUAGUUGCAAGCAAGGAGUUGGCUGAUUUUUUAAAAGAACGCUCAGCCAUAGAAGAAAACAAUUAUAAGCUCCUGAGUAAAGUAGCCAAACAAGCUGGCAAUAGUAGUAGUACACAAGGAACAUUUGCACCUGUUUGGGCUGCUUUGAGAGGUGCUGCAGAAAAACUUGCUGGCUUACACUUGCAGAUGGCCCAAAGGGUCACUGAACUGAUAAAAGAUGUAUCAAAAUAUGCAGAUGAAUUACAUAAAAAACACAAGGCUGUAAAAGAAGAAGAAUCAUCCACCUUGGAAGUUGUACAAAGUAUCCAAAGUAUUACUGUAACUUUACAUAAGGCUAAAGAUAUGCGUAUGCAAAAGGGUCUUGAACUGGAAAAAUUGAGAAAGGACAAUGCCAGUCAAAAGGAAUUAGAAAAAGCAGAAAUCAAAUUUAAGAAGGCCCAGGAUGAUUAUAAGACCUUGGUUGAUAAAUAUAUGGUCAUAAGAAACGAUUUUCAGACCAAAAUGACUCAAGCAUGCAGGCGGUUCCAAGAUGUGGAGGAGACACAUUUAAAACAUAUGAAGGAGUUUUUAAAUAUCUAUGCAGAUGUUUUACAAUCAAAUCAUGAACAAGUUGGCCAAGUUCAUAUUGACUUCAAACGCCAGUGUCUGGAUAUGACAGUGGACAAAUUAUUAGAACAGUUUGUUCAAAGCAAAUAUACAGGUUUUGAGAAACCAGGUAUGAUUGAAUAUGAAGAAGUCAUGACAGGUUUAGGAGAAAUAACCAGUCAUUCUCAGUUGGAAAGCAAUGUUGAGACACCUAAGGAAACAUCAAAAGGAGCCAAUGGAGAAACAGGCGUUGCUGGUAACACUCACAGUUCAAAAAAAGAUCAGGGAUUAAAGGGGGAGGGUUGUCAGGUGGAUGAGGAAAAGGGUAGGGUACAAGAAAAAGAAAAAGAGAAAGAAAAAGAAAAUGAAAGACUGAAUGAAAGGGAUAGAGAACUGUCACAUGCACAAGCCACCAAGGCUUCCCGCCGUACUACCUCGCUACUCAACCUGUUCAUGUCCAACUCCCAGGACAAACAGAAGCAAGCAGGGUCUGGUUCGGCACCUGCAACUCCUCAGGGGAACAACCUGCCUCCUGCUGUUCCACCUCCCAGCAUCUCCAGGAACCCUCUCAGAGGAUCUAAAUGGUUUCUUCGAAGCAGAAGAGAAAAAAGAAAGGAAAAGAAAGCGAAAAAGAAGAAGGAUGUUGUGGAAACCAGCAGCAACAAAGAAGAAAAGUCUGACCUGGAGGAUAAGGAGGACAGUAGAAAGUCUGAGACGCCGACACCGGAAGUAGACGAAGAUGGUUUCUGUAUUAGGCCGAAAUCAGAACCGUGGGAGAAUGAGAAAGGAUUUUAUUCUAGCUCAGACACCGAUUCCGAAGAUGAAAGGGAAAGGAAGAUCAGGGUGGAAAUCAAGCCGCUGAGCAACGGUGGAGCACCCAUGAGUGCUAGCGUGGACGAAUUAAGGGCGACGGUGGAGAAUUUAUCGUUAUCACCUGCACCAACGGGACGCAGAGGAUCGAAUACCGAUUCAGAUCAUCACAUGAAAAGGUCUCAGUCAGUGUCACAGCAAUUAGGAGGUAAGCCAAGCUCGGAUUUACUUGGCCUAAACUUGUUCAAUCCCAGCAGUACACCAUCGAGCGCCUCAACGCCGACUGGUAGUCAUCCGUACGCGCCAUUGCAAAGUCCUCCGCCACUAUCUUUGUCACCGACGCCUCAGCCACAGCCGCCACAAUCCGCACCACCUACGCACCCUCACUCGCGAUUCCCUGAUGGAGACUUAUUCUCAGAAGUAGGAGACAUCACUCCAGCCUUGCCACCUAAACAAUCCGCAUCUUCCACUCCGACAGGAUCAAUUAUCAUUCCUAGACCUCCGUCCCGACGAGGAGAAGGUCCCUCACCGAGGGGUAGAAUGUCACCAGCGACGAUAUCGAGGGCAGAUAGCGUGGCUAGUUUAGAAUUUCGUACAGCUGGCGUGGGUGUAGGCUCUUCUAGGGGCCCUUCACCGCUCACCAUAGGACUAGCAGAUACCAUUCCCUUGGCAGUCGCGUUCCACGAGAUAGUACACUCUUAUUUCCGAGGUACCGAUGAAACGCGAUGCCAGGUGAAGCUUAGCGGUGACAUGAUGCUCUCUUUCCCUGCUGGUAUCGUCGCUGUACUAACAAAUAACCCGAGCCCUGCAAAGCUAACGUUUCGCGUGAGAAACAGUAACAGAUUAGAGAAAUUAUUUCCUAAUAAUCAACUGGUCAGCAUGGACGUUACGCAAACAACCGUCGACAGUACAAUUUUUGAAUUCAACAUGAGUGCCUUAACUACACUGUUACGCAAACAGGCCGAACAAAAUCCCUCGGCUUCUUAUUUUAAUGUCGACAUACUGAAAUAUCAGAUCAAGUGCAAGGAAGGCGCGGGCUCUUGUCCGUUUCAGUUGGUAGCCUAUUGGAAAUGCGAAACGACGCACACCGACCUUAAGAUCGAUUAUAAAUACAAUAGUCGUGCUAUGGCUUCUCCGAGUCCACUGCUAAACCUUCACAUAGCCGCGCCUAUAGACGGAGGUUUCAAGUCAUUGAACAGCAAACCUCAAGCUCAAUGGUUACCAGAUACGAAUCGGGUAUUGUGGAAGUUUACCGAAUUGUCACAGCAUAGCGAAGGUAAUGGUGUGGGCUCUUUAAAGGCACGCGUAGAACUUGGACACGGGCCAGGAAAUCAAGGAACGAUAUGCACGCAAUUCAAUUGCGAAGGGACCACGUUAUCUGGAGUUGAAUUUGAGCUUCUAGGCCCAGGAUAUAGAUUAAGUUUGGUAAAGCGUAGAUUUGUAUCUGGAAAAUAUAUAUGCGAUGGAGAUUCCGAUUCACGGAGUAGAUACGCUGCUCCGCCAUCCAACGUGGAUUGACGACUUCCAGAUUGGGCAUGUCUAUGGGAGAGCCUGCCCAUUUAAUAUUGGUAUUUGCUUGUUUAUUCACUGCCCAUAAUACGACUAAAUGUCCGUUCGAAAUCGAAAUUGUCGCGGAGGGGAAACCUGUUGGACACCAAAGAACAUGUGCAACACAAACUAACUAAGAAGGUUGUCAAACUAGACAAAUAAUCAUUUCUAUGUACAAAGAGCGCAAUUUUUGGGUGGUUUUAAAGUAGCAGGAUGUAAAAGUUCGUUCAUUUUGUAAAGUCAAAAGAAUCUUGCGUAUCGUAAAACACGAGAGAUAUUUGUUACAUAGGCGAAUGGUAGGACACGCGUUACGCGGUCCAAGUAGAAAAGAACUGGGAAUAGAAACGUUGAAAAUAAUAGUUGGACUACGUAAGUCACUCGCUACCUGAUGAAUGACGUUCUAUAUAUGUUUUAUAACUUGUAUAUUUUUAAAUUUUCUAUAUAUCUUCGAUUAUAUUGUACUAUGUUUAGUAAAGUUUCUAUGAUGCGUAACGAAUUCAAAUGUCGGAGGGCAGCAUUCACCCGUUUUUCGCAUAAAAAACCUUUGGUGUCCAGCAUAUUUUUCACCACGAUAUUCUCGCCAUAUUAUAUUGUGUCUAUAUAUAAUCAAAAUACGUUUACGACAUAUUUCUUUUUUUACGUAAAAGCUCUCCAAAAGGUCAUCAAACAGUACAACAAGUCUUAAUCUAUUGUUAUACUUUGCGUUACUUUAAUAUAGUUAUUAUAUCGCUAUAUCGUAUCGUUAAGGUUUUGAGAGAGAAAAGGAAAUGUAAAGUUCAUAUAUAAAUGCCAACUAUAAUCCGUCCAACGAGACGGGUCAGGAUAUGUUUUUCAAAUUCACGCGCUCGAUGCAGUGCCGAAUCAGAGAUGGGAUAUGGGAUGAGUUUUCUCGCGCAUGCGCGGCGACUUUAGCAUCAGUAUAGUACAAGUUUCAAUAAAAUGGAGUACCUUAAUCACCGUGCAUAAUUUUGCAAAAAUUGUUAUGAUCUGAUUGUGAAAAAUGAAUGUAUAACAUAUAUAUAUAUACAUACAUAAUUCACACUUUUCCUUUUUUCAGGGGUAUAGGAAAGGGACGAGUACUAAAAUAAUUGUAAACAAAACUGACUAGUAGUGACAAGGGCCUAGUCCGUGGUUGCGCCACCACAUAGAUACGUCCCUGCAAAACUCGCGCAUGCGCGGGAAAACCCGUCCAGUGACGCUCCUCACUUGUUUUCGGUUCUUUAAACGUUUCGGUCGAGUUUUGUGCACCGUGAGCCGGGCCUGCAUCGAGCACGUGAAUUUCUACUCAUUUACUGUCUCAUCUCGUUGGAUGGAGUAUAGUUAUGUAGGUAUACAUUACGCAUUUACAUUUUGCGCGAGGAGUUGAUCGUAUUUCCUUAAAUUGUUUUUCCGUUUUUCGUUUUUUGUUUUUCGUAUGCGCAACAUUUGAAUAUACAACUGUAGUAUACGUAAAUGAGAAGAUACUGCAAAAUUGUAUUCUUUUAUAACUCGAUCGUAUAGUUCGACUCCUCUGAAACGAGAAGAUAACGAAGGCGUAAGAAAAAAAAGAUACGUUCGAUAGUUUUCAAUGUUUAACUCCAUCAGAAUUCGAUGGUUAAAAUAAUUAAUUUCUUUUCAAAACAUUUAGCGAUAAGAUUUUAGCGUUUCAACGAAGGCGGUUUCAUUUGACAAGUCUUUUAAAGUUUUUUUUUUUUUUUUUUAAUUAGCGCGACGAUCCUACGAUCAUAAUAAUCCAGUAUUUCUUUUACAUUUAAUUUUUAGAGUAAUUCGAUCCGGUGACUUCUGUCAGUACACCGGUUUACGUUUAAACAAAAAGAUAAAUCUACUAACUGCAAGACGUUAAACAAGUCUUCUCACUCUUAUACCAGUUGAAUCGAAUAUUCUGUAUCAUUUAGUUUUCUUCUUUUCUUUUUUCUUUCAAGAGACGAAUCUUAAUUGUCUGACUUCUAUUUUAAUGGGCUUUUGUAAGAUAACUUCAGUUAUCUUAGACGGUAACUUAUUUGUUAUCGUCUUCCAAAGAUUUGUUAAAAUCAAAAUUGGGCAUCUGUACUUCUUCUCUUAUUACCGUUUUUGGCUACAAUUUUAUGAUACAUUCAGAAGCAAAUUUAGAGGGCAGGCCUUUUCGUUCGAAACAUGUGCAUACAUACGUCUGAGGUGUGUGUAUAUGUAUAUGUGUAUAUAAAAAAAAAAACGAAGUAAUAACUGUAAGAAUAAGUCUGAUAAAUGAACUCGAAUAUAUAUAUAUUAUAUAUUAUAUAUUAUACAUGUAGUCCAGCACACACGAUGCUUCCUUUUGUGCAUAUUUAUAAUCCGUCCAACGGGACGAGUCAGGAUAUGUUUAAAAAUUCAGCUCAGUUGUUUCCAGUUCUUCAAACGUUUCGUUCGAGGUUUGUAGUGUACUGUGAGCUGGGCCUGCUUAGAGCACAUGAAUUUCUAUGCAUUUAUUAUCUCGUCUCGUCUCGUCUCGUCUCGUUGGAUGGAGUAUAAAUAUCGACAACAAGUUGACAAAUGCACCGUACAUAUUCGUGCAUGGUUUGAUACAAAUAAUCUGUUUAUUUUCUUUUUUAUUAAUCUUAUGAAAGCAUCGUUUAAGUAAUUAUAAUGUGACUUAUGAAUCACUUGUUUAGAUUUUUAUUUUAAUUUAACGAGUUUAAAGAAAGAUCAGUAUACUCAGAAAUUUAUUUUGUUUGUCCUUUGUCAUAUUUAUCUAUACACGAAUAUUUGCGGUACUUGUUGCCAGGUAUUUGUUACCUGGCUCUAAAAGUGCAUUAUGCUUUGUAAGCUAUACGAGGAGAAAUUCGUAGAAAGAAAGUGCAAACUGCUGUAUUCUCGGAGUCUAAAUCAUUAUUUUUUCUUUUCGUUACCGGACGACAAUACAAGACAAAAAUUUUCUUUUUUUUUUUUUCUAUCGAUCGUAUCAUAAUAUUUUUACAAUUUUAAGGUAACGCGUACGUUUUAUGUAUUUUAUAUUAUUUCAUUUUAUUAUGAUCUUUGUACAUUCGUACGAGAAAACAAAGCGAAGGUCUACGAAGAGCAAUACAAAAACCAUCUUUAGUAAUGCAAUGAAAUUUUUGGUGACCACUCCAUCUCGAUAUUAUCGAUCUUUGUUCAUUCAUUUACAACAUUGAUUAAUCUUUGAUUAAGAUGCGCGAGGUAACGAUUUAAAAAGAAAUUAACACAAGAAAGAAAGAAAGAGCACACGAACUAUUAUUAUGGAGUGGUUCCUGCAGAAGAAAAUAAUAAUAAUUGACUGAGCUCUCCUGUGAUACGCAGAUGUCACUAUAAUUUUCGUAAUAAACGUUUGUAACGAAACAUAAUAAUAAUAAUAAUGUUAAUGAUCGCGUUCACUCUCUUCCCGACUGAUCCUACGAUGAUCACGGCGUUCAAAGUGGCUCAACCACCGUGUUUUUAUUCGUAUAACAUCGAUCAUGCGUGCGUGUUUUCGAUUCCUAUGCGUACAAUUACAUACGUGGACAAUUUAGAUUUUACAGCGAUCCGCUUUUUACAUAUAAUUGCAAUAACGACGAUAAUCGUAUUACUU